This is a messenger RNA of Paramecium tetraurelia, 1197 nucleotides long. RefSeq lists its product as uncharacterized. The transcript is spliced from 5 exons. Gene Ontology annotation, molecular function: ATP binding; protein serine/threonine kinase activity. Lineage: Eukaryota; Ciliophora; Oligohymenophorea; Peniculida; Parameciidae. Gene Ontology annotation, biological process: protein phosphorylation. The record is from RefSeq and is a predicted model, not a curated record.
AUGUAGAUGUCUGAAAGCGAAUUUUUUGCUGAUCUCAAAUACAGACUCGAUUAUCUAAAGAAGCAAGAGCUUAUGGGUGUUGAUAUUCAUGACAGAAACUUAGAGUCAAGUUAUUGUGAAUCAGAAAUUGACCCUGAAUUAGAUUCAAUAUUAACUAAACAAGGUUUGGUCAAAAAAAAAUAAUAGAUUCAGAAUCAAAACCAAUUAAGCAUGAAACUCAAGAUGCUCAAGAAUGUUAAGAUUAACUUCAAAGAACUCAGAAUCUAAGAUUUUGAAAUCCUUUCUACAUUAGGGACUGGAACUUUUGGCAGAGUUAGACAAGCCAAGAUCAAAGGAGAUCCUGAGAAUAAAGUUUAUGCACUCAAAAUUUUAAAAAAAACAGAAGUAGUUAGACUCAAUUAAGUUGAGCAUAUAAAAUCAGAAAAAGACAUUUUAACAUUCAUUGAGCAUCCUUUCAUAGUAAAAAUGAAAACAUCGUUUCAAGAUUAGUUCUACAUCUAUAUGUUAUUUGAAUAUAUUCAAGGAGGGGAAUUAUUUAGCAGAUUAAGAAAGGAAGGUCGAUUUGCCAAUGACGUUUGUUUGUUUUAUGCAACUGAAAUCUUGACUGCAAUCAUAUAUAUGCACAAAAUGUAAAUAAAAACUUGUUAAUAGCCAAGGAUGGCCAUGUUAAAAUUACUGAUUUUGGAUUUGCUAAAAAGAUAGGAAAUGGGAAGACAUUCACUUUAUGUGGCACUCCUGAGUAUUUGGCUCCUGAAAUCAUCAAAGGCUCCAAGGUUGGCUAUGGAAAGUCAGUGGAUUAGUGGGCUUACGGUAUAUUACUAUUUGAAAUGUUAUCAGGUUAUCCUCCAUUUUAUGAUGAAUGAACCCAUUGGAAUCUAUAAGAAGAUCUUGUCUGGACUUAUAGAAUUUCCUAAAUUCUUUGAUAAUAAGGUCAAAGAUCUGAUAAGAAAGCUUUUAAACCCAGAAAUAUAGAGUCGAUUAGGAUUUAAUGAUAAUUAGAAUGGAGAGUCAAUCAAGAAGCAUAAAUGGUAUAGGGGGGUGGAUUGGACACGUGUAGAAAAUAGACAGAUUCCUCCUCCUUGGGUCCCUUAUUUAAGAUCAGAGGAUGAUGUCUUUUGGUUUGAGAAGUAUCCUGACUCUACUGAUGCUCCCAAGUAAUUGCCUCGUGAACUUUAACAUAUGUUUGAUGAUUUUUGA